CUGCUACUCGCGCCUUCUCCUCCGGGCGAGCAGGGUCGGCGCUGCGCAUCGGGCGCUCCUCUGGGGGAAGCGGCGCGAUGGAGCCGCUGGCGCUGACGCUGGGGCUAGCGGCGCUGCUGGGACUGUCUUCUGCUGUCUUGGAAGUAAAAGUCGCCCACACUUUAGUGUCCGUGAUCCAAGGAAAGCAGGCCAUACUUCCUGUCUGGUAUACAUCCACAAGUGUCAGUGUGCCCUUUGUCACCUGGCACCGGGAAAGACCUGGGGAGCGUUUUCAGAUCCUGGCCUUUAUGUAUCAGACCACCAAAGUGGAAGACCCCGAUCUCAAGCAGCGCCUUGGAUUUUUGUUCCCUAUGCCUUUUCACAACGUCUCCAUUGUAAUUAAUAAUACCAAAGAAAUAGAUUCUGGCCAGUACAUGUGCACCGUGAACAUUCCGGAUGACAGUUCGGUGAAUGGGAGAAACAUUGGACUGGUUAACCUCACUGUCCUAGUCCCACCAUCUCCACCGAAGUGUCAGAUACGUGGCAGUGCCCUGGUUGGGGGCAACGUGACCAUGUCCUGCAAAUCUGCUUUUGGAAAACCUGUCCCAGAUUACCACUGGCAGCGGACAGAGCCCAGCUCCCAGUUUUUCUUUGCACCUGCACAAGACACAGAGAAGGGGAUGCUGAUGCUGACCAAUCUUACUAUCGAGAUGUCUGGGGUGUAUUUCUGCAAUGCCUCCAGCUCAGCUGGCCAUUCCAACUGCACACUCACUCUGGAAGUGCAUCCACCAUUCAAUACAGCAGUGGUGGCUGGUGCAGUCGUGGGAACCCUCCUUGGACUUGGCCUGAUCAUCUUUUUUACACUUCAGAUGUUUGUCUACCAAAAGAAAAAGAAAGAAGCUCAAGAAGAGGUAGCCAAUGAGAUCAAGGAAGAUGCUGUUGCUCCCAAGACGCUCUCCUGGGUGAAAAAUUCCGGCACUGAUGGAGUCUUCAAAAAUGGCACGUUGUCAUCCAUGAACACAACCCAGGAUCAGAAACCAUACCAAGUUCAUCCUGCCUCGGACACAGCCUCCAUCACCACUGCUGCAGGAAGCAUGGUGGGUUUCAAGCCCCCAUUCACCGACCCCAGAAAUGGAACACUCACGCCGACACCCAGCCUUUCCAGUCAAUCUCUGCCCCUCUAUUUUCCACCAGUGGUCAAUGGGGUCCAAUGCCAUCAUGCCAAUGUGCCCAUCCACAGGAAUACCCUCCACCGGACAAACAGGGCUCAGCCACAGGCACCCCAGCAGCAGGAGUCCCCCAUCCCCACUUCUCAGGGGUUAACUGCCUCCACUCUAAAUCGCAUGGGAGCAGUGCCCGUCAUGGUGCCAGCUCAAAGCCAAGCGGGAUCUUUGGUGUAAAUGUUCUGUAACUCCAUAGCUCUCUCUGUGGCAAACAGUUUGACUCAUCCCAAGCAAUGCCAAGAGACUUGCUUACAUAAUGCUGCUUUGCCAGCCUGUCUGCAGAGGCCAAGGGUCUGGGUGUGGGGUGGGGCUUGGAUUUGUUCUUUAAGUGACCAAUUGUCAGGACUUUGCCAUAAGUGAGACCUUACAGGGACUUCUGAAAAGGACUUUUUUUGGUAACCGGAAGAGCUUCUGUUUAUCUCUCAAAUCUUAUUCUUCUUGGUGCACCAACCCUAUUCUGUCUUCUCUGCAAAUCUACCUAACAGAGGCUAUGGUUAACUGGAUAAAAAUAUAUAUAUAAUUGUUUGCUCUCUACCAUGACUCUUAAUGUUGAAGAAGAAUGGCAGGCUGUGAUUUACUGUCUUGGCUUAGAAUAAAGCACCAGAAGGUACAGUAGAUCUGAUGUCUGUAAGCAAAAUGGGGCAUUCUAUCCCAAUACAUCUAAGAACUAGCCCGGGGAGAGCCUCCAGGCACUUAGGGAGAGAAGGUAAAGAUAAUUGAAACCUGCCUGGCUCCAUGUCAGAAGUCUACACAUUCUAGAAACCUGCAGAAAUCAAGAAAGUGAUAGAAUCUCAGCUGUCAUGUUAAAGCAUGCAAGUUAGGUAGCACCCUGGACAGCUCCAGGUUGGAGCAUCUUCAGAAGCAUCUCAAAUGAUGCUUCUUCACCAGACAAAUAAGAGAUGACCUAAACAGGGUCACAGCUCUAUUGAAAAGAUAAAACCACCUUUCCACUGAGCUAGAAUUCUGCUAAUUUUGUGCAGUCAUCCACACAGCUUUAUUGCCAGCAAUACAGGAUUGGUUUGGUAUUGCUUUGAUCUGAAAGGAUGAUGGUUCUUCGUUUUCCAACUUGCUGGUCUAGCCUACAGCUGUGGUUUUCCCUACAAGUCUGCUUUGUAUUCUCUGGAAGUCUCCCUCACCCAAAGGAAGUCAGCCAGUUGCUCUGAAUGAACACACUGUUCCUUCCUGGGCAGAAUAUCCUUUUUUUGCUCCAAAACCUCUUCUAUUAUUUAUUUAUUUUUAAAAAGAAUCUUAGGAUAAAUGGAAUCCCUUGUAUUACUGUUGUUGUAGGACUGUCACACCUGCAGUGUUGAUGCUGGAAAAUACACUUUUGAUCUGAUUUGUGUUCUUCCAUCCCUUAUUGAUCCACCCAGGAACUCCACCCAGAACGUCUACAUGAGUGUUUUUGAAACUUGGCAACUUUAAGAUGUGUAGACUUCAGCUCUCAAAAUUUCCCAGGCAGCAUGCUGGGUGGGGAAUUCUGGGAGCUGAAGUCCAUACAUCUUAAAGUUGCCAAAUUUCAAAAAUACUGCCCUACGUGAUCUUGCUGUUAAGGCCAAAUGCUGCCUCAGGUCUAUCAAAAUAUUGCAUCUUCCAUAAUACUAAGAAUUUUAUUUGUUAGAUUAUAGAAUAACUUUCUACCAGGCUUCUGAAACAGAUUGUUUAAGGGCACCUUUUGCAUCUUAAUAUAUAUUGUGCAAUUAUGUUUAUUCAAUGGACAAGUUCCUAUAUUCCUUUUUCUUUUUUUUAUAAAUGUAGUUGGAGUAAAUAAUUUAUACUUAUAGAUAUUAACAGGUCUGUGAAUCUGGACUGGAGUCCUCUAACCAUUUUCAUGCUAGCUAUUUUUAUUUUUAAAUGGCAAUAAGAUCCUUCUGUUGUGUGAGAAGGUAGGAAUACACUGAAGUAUUUUUAUGUACAAUUUUGAAAUGUAUUAUUUUUCAUAAACAAUCAUUAAAAGUAUUUGUUUUUAUAUCAACUAAAACAAA
Molecule: messenger RNA, 3184 nt
Organism: Candoia aspera
Lineage: Eukaryota; Metazoa; Chordata; Lepidosauria; Squamata; Candoiidae
Gene: ESAM
Product: endothelial cell adhesion molecule
Exons: 7
Coding region: 78-1379 (433 amino acids)
Biological process (GO): homophilic cell-cell adhesion
Cellular component (GO): plasma membrane; adherens junction
Molecular function (GO): cell-cell adhesion mediator activity
Source: RefSeq, a predicted model, not a curated record